AUGGGUCUGAUGAUGAACCUCAUAUUCCCUUUGUUCCUUUCUUCGUUUCUGAUUAUUAUUGCCUCUGCUACUUAUUAUCCAAAUGUUGACAAUAAUAAUAAUAAUAAUCAUGAUGAUGAUCAGAGUGCUACUGUAUUUAAGUCACCUCAUCAUCAUGUGAAUUACCUAAAUUUUGAUCAUCUCUUUGAUCAUCUGAAGCCACAAGGAACACAAAAGGUUGUUGAUCCAAUAGUAGGAGGAGUAAUCCCCCCCAUCAUUCAUACCAUUGGGAUUCAAGGAGUUAUUCUUUGCCAAACAGCACAUCAUGAUACAUACCUUCCAAUUCAAGGAGCCGUGGCAAGAGUAACAUGUUGUCCAAAUUACUCAUCAUCAUCAUAUGAGAAUGAGAAUGAGAAUGGAGAAAAAUACUACAAAGACGUUCCUUCAUCCAUAUUGAGCUACGAAAGUGACACACAUGGUUUCUUCCUGGUCAAGUUAUCAGUUUCACAGCUCACAACUGGGUUGAAUGUCAAGGAAGAUUGCAAGGUAUUCCUCGAAUAUUCUCCACUUCAGACCUGUAAUCUCCCAACCGAUCUUAACAAUGGAGUCACUGGUGCAAAUCUUUCUUUCUUGAAUGCUUACAAAGGCAUGGUUUUCUACGCUUUGGGAGGAGGUCCUCUCAUCUAUACCUCUAAAACUAAUUACAACAGUGAUCACCAAUAUUCAGCCCCCACUCCUAGAUAUUAA
This is a messenger RNA of Humulus lupulus (European hop), 726 nucleotides long. RefSeq names its product protein SEED AND ROOT HAIR PROTECTIVE PROTEIN-like. The record is from RefSeq and is a predicted model, not a curated record. Lineage: Eukaryota; Viridiplantae; Streptophyta; Magnoliopsida; Rosales; Cannabaceae. The transcript has 2 exons. Bases 1 to 726 code for a protein of 241 amino acids.